This is a messenger RNA of Oryza brachyantha (malo sina), 1706 nucleotides long. RefSeq names its product glycosyltransferase BC10. The record is from RefSeq and is a predicted model, not a curated record. The transcript has 11 exons. Gene Ontology annotation, cellular component: membrane. Gene Ontology annotation, molecular function: glycosyltransferase activity. Bases 228 to 1400 code for a protein of 390 amino acids. Lineage: Eukaryota; Viridiplantae; Streptophyta; Magnoliopsida; Poales; Poaceae.
CCCAAACAGUCCAACGCUUUCUACUUGCUUUGCCGCUGCCCGCGCUUGCUCGCCACGGCAACCCGGAGAUUCGAUUCGCCACCGCGAGAUCACGAGACCACACGCCCGCUGCCCAGCCGGCCGCCGGGUGGGUGCUCGGUGGGAUCUGCGGCCCCUCCCCCAUGCCGGCGACGAGGUAGGUAGGUUGGUGGGUGGGUUAGCGGCGCGCGCGUGCGCGGUCGCCGGAGAUGAAGCCGCCGCGGAGGUGGUGGCUGUACGGCCGGGGCGGGGCGGGGGCGCCGGCGGUGCUGCUGGUGGUGUUCCUCUGCUUGUCCGUCAUGCUGCUGCUGCUGCUGCACGGGUCCUCCCCGUCGCUGGAGGGCGAUGGGGCGGUGGAGGCGGUGGGAGGGGGAGGGGAGGAGGAGAAGGUGGUGGUGGCGGCGGCGCAGGCGGAGGUGGAGGAGGCGCCGCUGCCGCCGGGGAACGUCCGGCUCGCCUUCCUCUUCAUCGCCCGCAACCGCCUCCCGCUCGACCUCGUCUGGGACGCCUUCUUCCGUGGCGACAAGGAGGGGAGGUUCUCCAUCUUCGUGCACUCGCGACCGGGGUUCGUGCUCACCCGCGCCACCACCCGAUCCAGCUUCUUCUACAACCGGCAAGUCAACAACAGCGUCCAGGUGGAUUGGGGGGAGGCGAGCAUGAUCGAGGCUGAGCGCAUUCUACUCGCCCACGCACUAAAGGACCCCUUAAAUGAGCGCUUCGUUUUCGUCUCGGACAGCUGUGUGCCAUUGUACAACUUCAACUACACUUACGACUACAUAAUGUCUUCAUCAACCAGCUUUGUUGACAGUUUUGCUGAUACCAAAGCAGGUCGGUACAAUCCCAGAAUGGACCCAACUAUCCCUGUAGAAAAUUGGAGAAAAGGCUCGCAGUGGGCUGUGUUAAUAAAAAAGCAUGCUGAAGUUGUGGUUGAAGAUGAUGUAGUGUUGCCAGAAUUCCAGAAGCAUUGCAGGAGAAGGCCCUUACCAGAGUUCUGGCGGGACUGGGAUCGCCCUAUUCCUGCAGAGGCAUGGAAGGCACAUAACUGCAUACCAGAUGAGCACUAUGUUCAAACAUUGCUUGCACAACAUGGUCUUGAAGAAGAACUUACACGGAGAUCAGUUACACACAGUGCAUGGGAUCUGUCAUCUUCUAAAGAUCGUGAAAGGCGUGGAUGGCAUCCUGUAUCAUACAAAAUAUCUGAUGCUACUCCUGCACUUAUAAAGUCUAUUAAGGAUAUUGAUAAUAUAUAUUAUGAGACUGAAAAUAGAAAGGAGUGGUGUACAAGUAAUGGAAAACCAGCACCUUGCUUCCUUUUCGCAAGGAAGUUUACACGUGCAGCUGGUCUGAAGCUUCUAGAUUUGUCUUUGAUAUCAGCAAAAUGAUGAUAUAGUCUGCAGGGCACCUACCACGUAAAGUUUCUCCCUUGAAAACAGAAUACUGGUCAGCUUGCACAUAUGUAAAGGAAAGUUGUGGAGGGGACAGAAGAUAACAACGAAUAUUUUUUGGGCGUCUUCAUUACAAUUUGUUGCACUCUGAAAAGGGAAAUAGGGUUUUAAAGCAAUAAAGUGUGUUCCUUUUAGCACCUAGGUUAGUACAUAUGUUAACCCAUGCAUGACUUGGCAUUGUACUGUAACUGUAAGCAAACCACCGGCAGUUUGGAUUGGGAAGAAUCACCUGAGUUCUUGUCA